GGGGCUGAGCCGGCGGAUGGACCGCGGCCCCUCCGGUACCGGCACCGGCUCCGAGCCUCGCCCGGCCCCGCCGAGCCGCCACCUGCCCGCGCCGCACGACAGGGGCAGCCAUGGGCAAGCACAGCAGCAAGCUGGCCCCAGAGGUGCUGGAUGACCUGGUGAGGAGCACGGAGUUCAGCGAGCAGGAGCUGAAGCAGUGGUACAAGGGCUUCCUCAAGGACUGUCCCACCGGCAUCCUCAACCUGGAGGAGUUCCAGCAGCUCUACAUCAAGUUUUUCCCCUACGGAGACGCCUCCAAGUUUGCCCAGCACGCUUUCCGCACCUUCGACAAGAACGGGGACGGGACCAUCGACUUCAGGGAGUUCAUCUGUGCCCUGUCUGUCACCUCCAGGGGCACCUUUGAGCAGAAACUCAACUGGGCCUUUGAGAUGUAUGACCUGGAUGGGGACGGGAAGAUCACACGCUUAGAGAUGCUGGAGAUCAUUGAGGCCAUUUACAGGAUGGUGGGGACUGUGAUCAUGAUGAGGAUGAACCAAGAUGGGCUGACACCCCAGCAGCGUGUGGACAAGAUCUUCACGAAGAUGGACAAGGACAAGGACGACCAGAUCUCCCUGGAGGAGUUCAAGGAGGCCGCCAAGAGUGACCCCUCCAUCGUCCUCCUCCUGCAGUGUGACAUGCAGAAAUAGAGCCCUGGGGCUCAGUACUGGACUGGCUGCAGCCAAACUCUGCUCCCUGUGGUGGUUUCAGUGUCCACGUUUUGCUGAGCCCCUCUGUGCCCGCUUGGCCCCAGGCAUGAGCCACGCCCCAUCCCUCCUGCUGCCCAUCCACCUCUGCUCCAGCUGUGUCCUGGACAGCCCACAUUCCACACCCUCGAAGGGUAGAGCCUGCUCUGGGUGUUGUCAGCUUGAGGUUACCCCAAAUCAACCUUAUCCCAUCCUGGAGCUGGACUCCCUGCAGCCAGGGACAAGUUUCCUGGCUCCCCAGGGCUGACUGUUCCCACAUCCCUGU
Messenger RNA from Empidonax traillii (willow flycatcher), 1008 nucleotides. It is a transcript of the gene HPCAL4, whose product is annotated as hippocalcin like 4. Lineage: Eukaryota; Metazoa; Chordata; Aves; Passeriformes; Tyrannidae. The record is from RefSeq and is a predicted model, not a curated record. The transcript is spliced from 4 exons. The coding region runs from base 111 to 686 and encodes 191 amino acids. Gene Ontology annotation, molecular function: calcium ion binding.